Molecule: messenger RNA, 1350 nt
Organism: Thlaspi arvense
Lineage: Eukaryota; Viridiplantae; Streptophyta; Magnoliopsida; Brassicales; Brassicaceae
Source: the annotation of a GenBank genome assembly
GGGAGAUAGAGAAAUAUAGCGACCUCGUAAGAACCGCCUCCUUCGCCAUUUGUAUCAUCUCUCUAUAAAACCACUUAACCAUCGACCUCUCUUUGCAUGCAACAAAUCACUCAAAUAAUUAUUUUAUAAAGAACCAAAAAAAAAAAAGACGGCAGAGAAACAAUGGAACGUGGAGCUCCUCUCUCUCACUAUCAGCUCCCCAAACCCAACUCUGGAUUGAAUUUGGACCAGCAGAGUAACUCAAUCCCGACAUUGACCGGUUCCAUCGUUGACGACAAGAACAAGAGUGGCGUGGGGCAGCAACAACCAUGCAUGGCUCGUGAACAAGACCAGUACAUGCCAAUCGCAAACGUGAUAAGGAUCAUGCGUCGAAUCUUGCCGUCGCACGCCAAAAUCUCUGACGACGCCAAAGAAACGAUUCAAGAAUGCGUCUCCGAGUACAUCAGCUUCGUGACCGGUGAAGCCAACGAGCGUUGCCAACGCGAGCAGCGUAAGACCAUAACUGCUGAAGACAUCCUUUACGCUAUGAGCAAGCUUGGCUUCGACGACUACGUGGGACCACUCAACGUGUUCAUUAACCGGUACCGUGAGUUCGAGACCGAUCGUGGGUGUUCACUUAGAGGUGAGUCAUCGUCGUUUAAACCUGCCUUUGGUGGAAGUGGUAUUGGGUUUCACGGCCCAUCACUUGGCCCACCUCCUCCGGGUGCUUACGGUUAUGGUAUGUUGGAUCAAUCUCUGGUUAUUGGCGGUGGUGGUGGUCGAUACUAUCAAAACGGGUCGGGUCAGGAUGGAUCCGUUGGUGGUGGUGCGUCUUCUUCCUCUUCUAUGAAUGGAAUGCCCACUUUUGACCAAUUUGGUCAGUAUAAGUCAGAAAUGGAUGGUGAUCGUCAAAAUCGUCGAGCACUUAUCACUUUGACGAUAGCACUCAUGUUAAUGUUCACCACUCUCAGACCAAUUCUCAAUCCACCUGCAGAUCUCAUGAACGCAUCAUCAAUUCCAAAACCAGGAAUCACAACGACAGAAGCUGAUUUUCGAGUCAAACAAGUAGCAAGAAAGAGUUUCUGGGCGUUCAUCAACUCAGCGUUUGCGUUAGCUUCCGCGGCUGCGUUAGCUCAAGUAGGGAAACGUGUAGCUCACGGAUCAAGUGAAGUUGGGGAAAGAGUCUCCGUCAUACUUGUGAUGCUCGCUGUUACCUUCAUGUCGCUCGCGGGUAAGUGCGUCAUUGUUGCCAGGUUUUGGCCUUCUUCGUUGCUUCCUGCUUUGUCUCUCAUUGACACACUGUUCCAUGCUGGCGUGUUCAUGGCGGAGAUUGUUGGACUUGGACGAGCUUACAAAUCCUAUUUUAUGUAA